ACACAUCGCGUCAUGGUCCAAUGAAAAUAUCCUCAGAGAUCGUGUAAAUAUAGUGCUCGAAACAGAGGAUCCAUGUCACGGAUGAGGGUUUAAUUAUCGAUUUUUAAAGCACAAAAAAGCCCCGUCUUCCUCUUCCUCUUUUCCACUCACUCCCAUUUUUCCAAGUCCAACCAUGGAAGCAACGCGAUUCUCCCCUAAUCACUUUUAUCCACACCGCUUCCAAACGAAACCCAACGCACUCAGAGAAAGAAGAUACGUAAAAUGUAUCAACGGAAUUGGAGCUAGGGUUUCCCUUUUCACAAAUCCUGCAUUCAACGCAUCGAACCGGUCUUUGUUUCCGAAGCUGAACCGGACUCUCUCCGUUAGCUUCUCCGACCGGCUCCGAGGUGAUUAUGCACGCGUUGAUGAGGAAGUUGUUCCGGCGACACGCGGCGAUGGGGGGGAAGCGGUUAUUUCGUCGUCGUCUCCGAGUGCUAACAGCUCGGGAACCCUGCAAUUGAAACCUUUGAUGUUCAGGAACAGGUUUCUGAACUUUGCGCGGUUGGGUUCUGUGAUUAACGGCGCCGCGGAAUCGUUUUUUAAGAGCGAGAUUCGGAGGAGGCUGUUCGUGACGGCCAUGUUGAUUGUGAUUAGUCGCGUCGGUUAUUUUAUUCCUCUUCCCGGGUUUGACAGAAGGUUGAUACCGGAAGACUACUUGAGCUUUGUCGCAGGAUCAUCCGUUGAUGAACUUGGUGACUUCACUGCUGAGCUCAAGCUAUCUAUUUUCCAGCUUGGAAUCAGUCCUCAGAUAAUAGCAUCCAUUAUUAUGCAGGUACUCUGUCAUGUUGUCCCUUCUUUAGUAAAGCUACGGAAAGAAGGUCUGGAUGGGCAUGAGAAAAUUAAGAGUUAUAUAUGGUGGAUGUCAUUUGGCUUUGCAAUUCUGGAAGCUUUAAUAGUUGCUUGCUACUCACUUCCAUAUUCAAUUUAUGCUGCCACUUAUAGGGUCAAGCAUGUAAUGGUGACAUCUAUUUUAUUGGUUUGUGGUGCAAUGACUAUUACAUGGAUAUGUGAUACCAUAUCAGAAUCUGGAUUUGGUCAAGGUUCGUCUCUAAUCAUAUGUGUGGGAAUACUUACGGGAUAUAUGGAGACAUUAUACAAAAUGCUUACUCAGCUUUCAGUGAGUGCUGUAAGUUGGUGGCCAUAUGUGCUUGCUGUAUUGGGUAUCUUUACCAUCGUUACUAUGUGGGCAGUUGUAGUAACUGAAGGUUGUAGGAAAGUAAAGCUGCAGUACUAUGGUUUUAAACUUGCUUCUGCUGCAAGAGAGCACUCACCUAUUACUGAAGUGGAGCCGUAUAUUCCUUUCAAUAUUAAUCCAGCAGGGAUGCAACCUGUUCUUACCACCUCUUACCUCUUGGCAUUUCCAAGCAUUCUUGCAAGUCUGCUGAGGUCACCUUUUUGGGAGCAUGCCAAGGAAAUGUUGAACCCUGAAACUUCUGUUGGUGCUGAGCCAUGGGUUUACUAUUCCAUAUAUGCUUUUUUUGUCUUCCUGUUCAAUAUAUUCGAUAUCGCUAACAUGCCAAAGGAAAUUGCUGACUAUUUAAAUAAGAUGGGUGCGAGAAUACCAAACAUAAAGCCUGGGAAGGCUACCAUAGAGUACCUCUCCAAGGUUCAGGCAUCCACACGAUUUUGGGGGGGGCUAUUGUUAAGUGUUCUGGCCACUACAUCAAGUGUUCUUGACCACUAUUUACGGCGUGUCAAUGCUGGAUUUGCUAUUGGUUUUACAUCAGUUCUAAUUAUUGUCGGUUCCAUUAUUGAACUCAGAAGAUCGUAUCAAGCAUAUAAUGUGAUGCCAAGCUUGAGCAAUGCUUUGAGACGAUAUGGUGUAUGACUACUGGGAAAAGUUAUGCUGUCACUACCCUGUGCCAAUUUAAUUUGAACCUCUGGGAUACCUUUGGUCAACGACUCAAUGUUUGUAUGUGGAAGCAUGGUUUUUCGGGGACAUAGAUUUACAGUCUAGUUUGUGGGUCUAAGAAUGUUGAGGAUAGCUAGUGUUGUGUUGCUAGUAAGGAGGUGGUAAACGCUGCCUGUCGAUACAUGAUAGUAGCUGAUUCAGAAACCUCAUCUUCUGGUUUCUACCUCGAAGAUAUUUGUUUUAUGGAUUUAGGAAAAUAUUUAUUUAGGUUAUAGUUGUAGCUGCAGCAGAAAUUUGUACAGGAAAUUCUCGUGUUACAGACGUGCUCUGUAAUAUAAAAACGAGGUUUUCGGAUAUAGGAGGUUAAAUGCCUUGAUAGGGAGUCGUUUUCCCAAAAAAAGUGGCCUAAAUGGUAGGCACUGAUACACUAACAAUGUUGUAACAAGAAGAGAUUCACCCUAAGCAUUUUAGAUUACAUUUCUAUACUACUUUUUUGCUUCUGGCACCCUUCAACAGUU
Messenger RNA from Glycine soja, 2409 nucleotides. Its product is annotated as preprotein translocase subunit SCY2, chloroplastic. Bases 173 to 1867 code for a protein of 564 amino acids. Gene Ontology annotation, biological process: thylakoid membrane organization; SRP-dependent cotranslational protein targeting to membrane, translocation; protein localization to chloroplast. The record is from RefSeq and is a predicted model, not a curated record. NCBI's taxonomy places the organism in Eukaryota, Viridiplantae, Streptophyta, Magnoliopsida, Fabales, Fabaceae. The transcript has 14 exons. Gene Ontology annotation, molecular function: signal sequence receptor activity; transmembrane protein transporter activity. Gene Ontology annotation, cellular component: membrane; plastid envelope.